Molecule: messenger RNA, 1638 nt
Organism: Mycena indigotica
Lineage: Eukaryota; Fungi; Basidiomycota; Agaricomycetes; Agaricales; Mycenaceae
Product: Peroxidase
Exons: 9
Coding region: 1-1638 (545 amino acids)
Biological process (GO): cellular response to oxidative stress; response to reactive oxygen species; hydrogen peroxide catabolic process
Molecular function (GO): peroxidase activity; heme binding
Source: RefSeq, a predicted model, not a curated record
AUGCUCUGCCUGCUUCCACUCUCUUUCUUUGCCGUUUCGACGUCAGCCUACAUUUGGCCCAGCCCAUAUGACUUUCUGGAGGACGCAUAUACCGUCUCGGCGGGGUUUGGCGACGGCGGAAUUGUCGGAGGUGUCGAUCCGUGUUCCCUCAGCCCAAUUGGUGGCAGGAAGCCCGGAAGGGUGGCUGCGGCUGAAUGGGUUAGACUAGCAUUUCACGACGCGUCAACCUUCGAUAUUCACACAGGACUCGGGGGGGUGGAUGCGUCGAUUGGGUUUGAGACUAAUCGCGGGCAAAACAUAGGCGCAGGGAUGAACGAUAGCUUGGUGUUCUUUGGAGCAUUCCAAUCCAAGACUUCUUCUAUGGCCGACGUAAUUGCCUUGAGUGCUAUUCUCGCAGUAAAAAAUUGUGGUGGCCCGAGCAUCCCAUUUCGUGCUGGCCGCUUGGACGCAGAAGCUGCUGGUCCUGAGACGGUCCCGGAGCCUCAACAGGAUCUGGCUUCGCACAUCGCUUCAUUCCAGAAUCAAGGAUUCAAUGUCUCUGAGAUGAUAACUCUCGUUGCUUGUGGACACACUCUUGGCGGCGUUCAUGCUGUCGAUUUCCCGCUUACUAUACCGCCAUCCGCCAUUACUUCGAGCAACCCAGAUGGUGUUGUUCACUUUGACGACUCCGUCGAUUCCUUUGACAACCAUAUCGCUACUCAAUACGUCGCUGGAACGUCUACAAAUCCCCUCCUGGUUGGUGCUAAUACGACCACCAAUUCAGACGCCCGCAUCUUUGCAGCCGACGCAAACCAAACAAUGCAGGCUUUUGCUGCAGAUCCCAACUAUUUCAAGGCACAAUGUGGACUGUUGUUAGAGCGAAUGCUCAACACCGUUCCCAGUAGUGUUCAACUUUCCGAUUUCAUCGAGCCCUUGCCCAUCAAACCCUUUGAACUCACUCUCACUCUGGGAGGAGACUCGGAUGGGCGGCUUAGUAUGGGAGGAUACAUUCGUGUGUUCGGUACUUCAGAUGCAGCAAAGGUGGCGGUCCCUUCACAAAUGCCCAUCACACUGAGCUGGAAGGACAUGAAUGGAAACGCUAACACAACAUAUAUCACGAAUCUUGCGGCGGUGUCUCAAACUAGCUCUAGUCUCUGGGGCAGCGUCCAUUUCUUCGAAAUCAACGCGGCCAUUGAUAUCCGAUUCGGAAUCUCCUCGUUCGUCGUCGACUGGGCAUACGGCCAGGAUGCCAACCCGACCCACUCUGAUAAUGGCGGACAAGGCUUCCCGUUGCAAAGCGCCGUUUUAUUCCAACCUAAUGGGAGCUGCACAAAAACGAUAUUUGGCGAACCUGGCAACACUACUGCACUGGCGCUUAUCCGCACUGAUUUAGGCCCCGUUUCGACCGCCUAUGUUGACUACACGUACAACAUCAACCAAGUAGGCAGCAUCUCCGUCAAGCAGGUGACGACUCGGACAGAAAUGCGGCGUGUCGGCGGUUCCACCUCGCCUUGGUAUGACACGUAUAGCGCGACUUUCUACAAAGGACCGAUGACGGACGAGGGGCGAAUCACCUUCGAUAUUGUCGCUGUUGUGGGUGGCAAGACAUUCAGUGUUGCUAAUAACCCGGAGAUAUUUACACCGUGUCGGGGCACCUAG